AAGCUGGAUGCCAACCGCCGUUAAAAGAAGAAGAAGAAGAAGACCGGAAGAACAUUUAUGCUGAUCGUAAAGACGAACCUCGCUUGAAAAUGAAUACCCGUGGCCUGCGCUCUCAGCUGAAGGACAGUGUUCCCGUGACAGGUCUGUGUCCACAGGCGGGUCCUUAUGGGGUUCAGGACUCUCUACGCAGGGGGUUCUCAAGCGUAAAGAAUGAGCUGCUACCAAGUCAUCCAUUGGAGCUUUCUGAGAAAAAUUUUCAGCUUAACCAGGACAAGAUGAAUUUCAACACACUAAGGAACAUCCAGGGUCUCCACGCUCCCCUCAAACUACAGAUGGAGUACAGAGCGGCUAGACAGGUAUUGUGAGCAAGUGUCAUAAAC
Sinocyclocheilus rhinocerous is the source of this 380-nucleotide messenger RNA. Its product is annotated as proteasome maturation protein-like. Gene Ontology annotation, biological process: proteasome assembly. NCBI's taxonomy places the organism in Eukaryota, Metazoa, Chordata, Actinopteri, Cypriniformes, Cyprinidae. Bases 90 to 365 code for a protein of 91 amino acids. The record is from RefSeq and is a predicted model, not a curated record. The transcript has 4 exons. Gene Ontology annotation, cellular component: cytoplasm; nucleus.